Bicyclus anynana (squinting bush brown) is the source of this 1071-nucleotide messenger RNA. RefSeq lists its product as uncharacterized. The transcript is spliced from 5 exons. NCBI's taxonomy places the organism in Eukaryota, Metazoa, Arthropoda, Insecta, Lepidoptera, Nymphalidae. Bases 1 to 411 code for a protein of 136 amino acids. The record is from RefSeq and is a predicted model, not a curated record.
AUGACAUUUGUGGGCCCGGAUAGUGAAAGAUUCUGGGGCUUGAGAGAAUAUGUGUCCGUCAUUUCUGGAGUACAAAAGUGUGCGUUGGACAUCGAGAAGUUCUCGAUGUCCGUAUUUAUCGAUAGUUUUAUAAUUUUAGAAUUUAGUAUAAAAGUUUGGUCACACGUUGAAAUAGAAGCGGAGGAUUAUUUCUUUCCAUUAGAACCGGUUAUUAACUUCUGCAAAAUGGCUGAUCAAUGCCAACAUGAUUUCGUACCGAUUUGUGGACAAGACUCUUUGGGUAUUUCUAGAAUGUUCAACGAUAAUUGUGAUUUGUAUGAAUACAACUGCGAUGAGAAAAAACAGUACCGUCAUGUUAGAGUAGAUGUUUGCAAAUAUGAAGCUGCUGCAAUUGAAAGGAUGGAAAACUGAACUACAAAUAAAAUGGCUAAUUAAAAAAAAACUAAAUAUACGACUGUCUUGUAAAAUCCAUUCCAUUUAUUAUAUUUUUUAAAUGAAUUACUAGUGCCGUUCGGAAUAAAGUAAGGAUUAUAAUGUUACCCCAUACAUCCUGAUUUGUUUAUUAAUUAUAGUUGAUUAAAAAAUUCACGCAAAAGACAAGAAAUCAUAAGGCUCCUUGUUUGGUAAUCUUUCAAUAAAUUAUAAGUACACUAGCUGACGCCGCGCGGUUUCACCCGCGUGGUUCCCGUUCCCGUAGGAAUUCGGGAAUAAUAUACAGCCUAUAGCCUUCCUCGAUAAAUAUCUAACACUAUCUAAAACUGAAAGAAUUUUCAAAUCGGACCAGUAGUUCCUGAGAUUAGCGCGUUCAAUCAAACAAACAAACAAACAAACUCUUCAGCUUUAUUAUAUUAGUAUAGAUAUUUGUAACUGAAAAUGUAACUGAAGUGCAUACAGGUACUAAGGUCUAAGAAGUACAUAACGCCUAAUUUAUAUAUUACUAGAAACGCCCCGCGGUUUCGCCUGCGUAUCCGUUUCCGUUUGAAUAUGGGGAUAAAAUAUAGCCUACGUCACUCACGAAUAACGUGAUUAAAUAGGUAAAAAAUUCAAAAUUGUUUCAGUAGAUACAGAGAU